CUCGAUAUGCCCACGUGAGUGACGUCCAGGUGACGUCACACGUAAACAUUAUGGAGGUUGAUUACUUUAUCGCCUAUUUCGCUUAAAAAUCGGGCCUGAAGUCGCAGAGCAAUUCUGAAAACACUGCUAACAAAGUCAACAGUGCAACUACAGCUACCAGUAUCAAAACCAAAGCAAGAUAUAAUGGCUUCCUAUGAUGAUCAGGACAUUCGUAAAGGGAUUCGGCUUAUGUUUUCGUCUGCGCCAGAUUCAACAGAACAACUGAGAUCUUUGCUCGAAGACGCCAUCAGAGCAAAAUACGGAACCAGCAGGAGCCUGGGAAAAAUCGUAAAUCCUAGUGCGAAGCAGUCCUACACCCCUGCUGAGGAUGAACUGUGCAUAGUAUCUGACAAUUCCAAUUCGGACAAGAUGGAUGCAGACGAGGAUGAUGAUGAGGCGCAGGAGUACUAUAUGAUGGAAGACUUAGCAUGCUCCGUUUGCAAGUCCAUCACUGUGUCCAAAGGCAAUCGGUUAACUGAAUGUAAAGACUGCCAGAAGAUGUACCACCAGGAGUGCCACUCGCCCCCCAUCUUGGAUAAAUACGUCGACGACUCUGGCUCGUGGAGCUGCUCCAGCUGCAAGCCAGUCGUACCAGAACCUACAAAACAGUCGUAUUUCAAAAGUGGCUCGAGUGGAAAAUCCCUUCGUGCUUCACCGAGCCUGCCAACGUCUAGUAGUUCAAAAGGAACCUCUCAGAAAAGCGAGCCUCCAUCUCAUCUGAAGAGACAAGGGUCUUCUGGAGGAAGCUCCUCCACUUCCUCAGGAUCGACAUCAAAGUCUUCUGGUUCAGCUGGCAUAUCAGCUAGUUUGCAGAGGUCUAACAGCAGCUCCUCAGCCAAAGAGUCAGGCCUGAAGCGCUCUAGGCCGUCUUCCCCUGCCGCCAAAGGCUCUUCAUCCUCCAAAACAUACUCAAGCUCUGGAAGUGGAAGAAUUUCCAGCCCGUCGUCCGUCCCGUCUCCGACUAGCAGCACCAGUGCCGCAGGAAAGAGGCUUGAAAACAUGAAAAAGAAAGCUGCCACUAAGCUCCAAGAAAAACGAAAACACAGCAAGUAGUUGGACAAGUUUUUAGUAUCUAAAAUCAGAAGGAAUUGAAUUUGAUGCGCUGACAAAAAUGACUGGACGAUACUUUUAUGUAUUAAUUUUGGCAUCGCAAAAUGCAGGAAUAUUGGCUGGAAAACCUUCAAAUUCCACUGUUGUUACAUUGAUGCAUUUGUACAAGAUAAAUAACUACAAAUAAAA
Messenger RNA from Cloeon dipterum, 1278 nucleotides. RefSeq names its product integrator complex subunit 12-like. The coding region runs from base 184 to 1092 and encodes 302 amino acids. Lineage: Eukaryota; Metazoa; Arthropoda; Insecta; Ephemeroptera; Baetidae. The record is from RefSeq and is a predicted model, not a curated record. The transcript is spliced from 7 exons.